UUUUAUAGAGGUUCGAUAUAAGUCAUGGAUGAUCGUUCAUGGAUGUAUCGAGAUUCACCCCAAGGAUUGCGGAGGAUGGAUUAUUGUAAUGGGGUUCAGGGUUUUAUUAAUUUCGUAACAUCUAUUCCCAGAAAUUUUACUGGAGGCGGUAUUAGGUGUCCAUGCAGGAAGUGUGAAAAUAAAAAGUAUCUGCAUCCAGAUGUUGUAAUGAUGCAUCUUCUACACAAAGGGUUUAUGAAGAAUUACCAGUGUUGGUAUGCACAUGGAGAAGUAUUUGUUAGCGAGAGUGAGAGGAGAAUGGAAGAAACGGUGGUUGGGUCUACUUCUAGUGCUAGUAACGUGCAUGAAACGGCAAAUGACAACACUAAUCCUUACAGAAAUGUGGUUAUGGAUGCAAUGAGAAUGAAUCAAGGUAAUGGCAGUCAAUGUCCAAUCGUAGAAGAAGAACCUAAUGUAGAUGCAGCUAGGUUUUUUGAUUUGUUGAAAGAUUCUGACGAACCAUUAUGGGAUGGCUGCACGAACCACAGUAAAUUAUCGGUCGUAGCACAGGUGUUCACCAUUAAGUCAGAUCACGGGUUGAGUGAGGCCGGGUAUGACAAGAUUAUUGAAUGGGCAAGAAGCAUUUUACCUGAAGGGAACAGGCUGAAAGAGAACUUCUAUGCUGCGAAGUCCAUGAUGAAACCCCUCGGUUUAGGAUACCAGAAAUUUGACAUGUGCCCUAACUUCUGCAUGUUAUACUACCUUGAAAAUGCUGAGAUGACCGAGUGCAUGACAUGCGGGCAUUCCCGUUACAAACCUAGAACUGGCAGGGGAAAGACUCUAGUGGCAUAUAAAAAACUUAGAUACUUCCCAAUCACACCUAGACUGUAGAGGUUAUUCAUGUCACCAAGGACUGCUGAGCACAUGACAUGGCACCAAGCACACCAUGUGGUUGAUGGAGUGAUGGUUCAUCCUUCUGACGGCGAAGCGUGGAAACGCUUUAACAGUGUUCAUCCUCACUUUUCAGCUGAAUCAAGGAAUGUGCGUCUUGGGUUGUGUACAGACGGAUUCAACCCAUUUGGGUCAUUUGCUGCUCCUUAUUCUUGUUGGCCGGUUAUACUCACAGUUUAUAACUUGCCACCGGGAAUGUGUAUGAGGCCAGAGUUCAUGUUUUUAUCUACUGUCAUACCCGGUCCAAGAAGCCCGGGGCGGAAUAUAGAUGUUUGUCUUCGACCGUUGAUUGAUGAGUUGGCGCAGUUGUGGUCCUCCGGAGCUCUGACUUAUGAUAUAUCGAGGAAACAAAAUUUCCUUAUGAGGGCGGCAUUGAUGUGGACUAUCAAUGAUUUUCCAGCUUAUGGAAUGCUUUUUGGUUGGAGCACGCAUGGGAAACUCGCAUGUCCAUACUGCAUGGAAAACAACAAGGCAUUCACGCUAGCAAAUGGAGGUAAAGCUUCUUUUUUUUACUGUCACCGUCGCUUCUUGCCACUUCAUCACAGGUACAGAAAGAACAGAAAAGAUUUCUUUGUUGGCAGAGUUGAAAAAGAUGUUGCAUCCCCGCGUCUUUCUGGUGAAGAAUUGCAUGAUGUUGUCUCAGAGUACGGUGACAUUGUGUUUGGCCUUCAAUCAGGAAAGCAAAAGUUUCCUGGUUUUGGUUUGACCCAUAAUUGGGUAAAGCGAAGUAUCUUUUUUGAGCUUCCUUAUUGGAAGACCAAUCUGCUUCGCCAUAACCUUGACGUCAUGCACAUCGAAAAGAACAUGUUUGAGAAUAUUUUCAACACCGUCAUGGAUGUGAAGGGGAAGACAAAGGACAACAUCAAGGCUAGAUUGGAUAUAGCUUUAUACUGUAACCGAAAAAAUAUGGAGUUGGUUUAUGAUGUGUCACGGGUCGCAAAACCAAGAGCAAGCUUCGUGUUAGAGAAAAACGCACAACUGCUAGUCUACAAAUGGCUUAAGAGUCUGCGUUUUCCGGAUGGACAUGCAUCGAACAUAUCAAGGCUGGUUAAUAUAGAGGACUGCAGAUUGUAUGGAAUGAAGAGUCAUGACUGCCAUGUGUUUAUGCAAACACUCAUCCCAUUAGCUUUUCGUGAUUUGUUGCCAAAGGGAAUAUGGGAUGCACUCACGGAGAUCAGUCAUUUCUUCAGAGAUAUAUGCUCCAGUAAGUUGAAUGUUGAUCACAUUGAGAGGUUUCAAACGAAUAUCGUCGAGACACUAUGCAAACUUGAGAUGAUAUUCCCUCCAUCAUUUUUUGACUCAAUGGAGCAUCUCCCUAUACAUCUACCGUUCGAGGCAAAAGCUGGAGGACCGGUCCAAUAUAGAUGGAUGUACCCAUUCGAACGGUACUUGUUUAAUCUCAAGAAAAAGGUUAAGAACAAGGCGCAUGUUGAGGCUUCGAUAUGUGAGGCCUAUAUUGUUGAGGAGAUCUCAACAUUUAUCUCGUACUAUUUCGAACCUCAUAUGAGAACGAGAAUCAAUCGCGUUCCACGGCAUGAUGAUGGCGGUGAAGUGCCUUCUAGUGGGAACUUACGGACACACCGACGGAAUUAG
Molecule: messenger RNA, 2523 nt
Organism: Populus trichocarpa (black cottonwood)
Lineage: Eukaryota; Viridiplantae; Streptophyta; Magnoliopsida; Malpighiales; Salicaceae
Exons: 3
Coding region: 880-2523 (547 amino acids)
Source: RefSeq, a predicted model, not a curated record